Molecule: messenger RNA, 3117 nt
Organism: Pediculus humanus corporis (human body louse)
Lineage: Eukaryota; Metazoa; Arthropoda; Insecta; Psocodea; Pediculidae
Product: BAI1-associated protein, putative
Exons: 16
Coding region: 1-3117 (1038 amino acids)
Source: RefSeq, a predicted model, not a curated record
AUGCUUGGAAUUCAACCGGGAAAUCCGGGUGGACCACCACCUGGACCUCCAUCUCCACAAAUGGUACGAGAAACUCCUUUAUCACCAAGGGCACCUGCCAGCAGAGCAUUAUCCGACAGCGGUUCUGAUUUAGAAUCUCCCAAACACGAAAAUCAAGAAAAAUUACGAAAACAUCACAGUUUUAAAUUGAGUUUUAAAAGGCGAGACACCAUAUCCGGUAGAAAAGAAGGAAGAGAAUCAUUAUUAUGUGCAGUUCCGGCCAAAUUCAUUCGAGCCACGUCCGUUAGACCGCAAACAUUGAAUCCGAAAUGGAAUGAAAAAUUCAGAUUCAAUAUUGACGAUUUAUCAACGGAUAUCCUUCAUUUAGAUAUUUGGGACCACGACGACGAGUCCUCCGUCCUCGAUGCCGUAUCGCACUUAAACGAGGUACGAGGAGUUAAAGGAUUAGGAAGAUUUUUUAAACAAAUCGCUCAAAGUGCAAGAUCGGGAUCACAGGAUGAUUUUUUGGGAUGCGUUAAUGUGGCAUUACAGGGUAUACCAUCCACGGGUUUAGAUUGUUGGUAUAAAUUAGAAGCGAGAACUCAAAGAUCGAACAUACAGGGAAGAAUUCGUUUGAAAUUAUGGCUGACGACAAAAGAAGACAGAGGAACAUCAGAAGAAGAUAAUUGGAGCGAAAUACAUCAACAAGAACAAUUACAUUCGGUUUUUAUCGGUUACGAAUUAUCAAAGCAUAGAGGAAAAAGUUGGGAAUGGUCCGGUGAUCUUCCUCAGGUUGCAUUGACAAUCAUUCAUCAGCAUGCCAUACAGGGUGACGUCACUGAUCUUCAAUUAUCUCUUGUCAAAUGGGUGGCAUAUUCAAAAAUAAAUCAGGAAAAAUUUUUAGAUCCUAAAAUCCUUUAUAAACUUUUACAAGAUAUGGAUCAGAUUUGGUCGACGGAAACACUUUCGAAAGAAGAAGAAGAAUAUCUCGCGGAAAGUUUUACAUCAUUUGUUGAAUAUUCUCUUUACCUUGUGAGACGUCACAGGAUUUUGUUUCCUCCUCAACAAAGAGCAACAAUGACAAGAUUUGAUUAUCUUUUAAGAUGUUUGGGUCUUUUGGCAAACAUGAAAGCUUUUCGUAAAUGUUGUCCUUUUCACAAAGAGAUAAGAGGUGAAAUAAUAUUGGCAUUGAAAAAAGGUACGGCAGAAUGGUACGAACAGGUACAAGCGAAAUCAUUAAGACACGCGGAAAAUUCAUCUUACAAUCAUCCGGAUUCUGAUAGGAUUGAUCAAACUCUUCAAGCUUUAACUCAUCUCGUAACGAUACUUUUAAUCGAUGUCCAAACUGGAAUUCAAGCUUUCAAUCCAGUUUUCGAACACACCAACAACGUACAUUAUUUCAACGCCGUUUACAAACAAUUAGAAAAAAUGAUAAAUAACGAUAUGGGUCCAAAAGUUGCACAGAUUUGUGCCUCGUUAACAACAGACGAAUCACAAACGGCUGCUCAAAAUAUACAAUUUGGAACGUCCGUUUUUGAACUUUAUUUGGCACUACAAGAAUUUGUCAGUUUAAAAGAAAAUUUAAACAUAUCAGAUCAAAAAGUAUUAACGAUAAAUAAUUAUUACGAGUGGUUCGAACCUGCUUUAGAACAAUGGUUAAACGUUGCAAAAAUAAAAGCUCUUUAUCGUAUAAAAGCCGCUUUCGAAUUGAGCAGAAUGGUUACGGGUGAAAGAAUAGUAAGACACAGUACGUCAGCCAUCGAUGCCACCGCCUGCUUUUAUCAGAUUCAAGAAUUUUGGCGUCAACUCGCUUGGCCUAAUUUACUUACCGCCUAUAAUUUCGUCAUGACCAUAAUCGAUAUAAUUACGUCAUCAUCAUUAUAUUAUUCGGAUCUCGUACAACAGAAAUUACAAGAUUCCGGUUAUUACGAAGAUUUGGGAGGUUUUAAAGUUUCCGACGAUAUGUGUAUUUCCGUUAACGAUUUGGAAUACGUCCGAAGAUUUUUAAACAUGGUCGCAACUUCUUUAUCUGUCGAACCCAUUUUAGAUGCUGUAGAAGCUGCAAAUUGUGAAAAUCCGUCCCAAUGGAGAGAUGCCCUAUACGGAGUAUUAGAAGAAACGAGAUUGACACUCGAAGCAAGAGCAAUGCAAAUCAUGUCGAGAAUGGGAGUCAAGAUGAGGCCAUCUUUAAAAAAGGUCAUGUUUCAUUUGGCUUGGUCACCUGAUUCGUUACCUACGUCGGAAGCCAUUUCGCCACUUUUAGAACUUCUCGAUGGUUAUUUGGUAUCAUUAAAUGCUGCUUUGCUUCCGCGAAAUUUCGAACGUUCUUUAGCCGAUAUAUGGGAUACGGUACUCAUGGAAUUGGGAAAUCAAAUCGAUUCUAAUUCCGGUGAAAAAGUUUCAGGAUUUUACGAUAGAUUAUACGAAGCACUUGAAAUAUUAGUUGAUUUUUUUCACGCCGAAGAAAAGGGUUUGUCUAUUGACACUCUUAAAUCAGUCACAUAUUGGCAAAUCGAACAGAGACUUUCUUAUCAUCGUACCGAUACGGAAAAACUUAUUUUAUUGUUUUAUCAACAACGUUUAAUCGAUCAAAUGAAUACGGAAACAAGCGAAUAUGGAGUCUUAUCAGUGAGAGCUUAUUUCAAUCACGAUUCACUUUGUGUGGAAGUUUUAAAUGCGAGAGACGUUAUACCUUUGGAUCCGAACGGAUUUAGCGAUCCUUUUGUCAUAAUUGAACUCCUUCCGAGAAAAGUUUUUUCCCACUGUGGAAAACAACAAACGAACGUUCAUAAGAAAACUUUAAAUCCAAUGUUUGACGAAUGUUUCGAAUUUUCGGUGACUCUAGAACAAUGUCGGAGCGAAGGUGCCAUGAUAUUGUUUACCGUUAUGGAUCACGACGUUCUCACAUCCAACGAUUUUGCUGGAGAAGCUUUUUUAAGUCUUCAAACGAUUCCAGGAGUUGCUGAUAAUUCAUCGUCUGUUGAUAAUUUUCACGGCCUCAAAACUCAAGAUUUAAAUUUAAUGCAUCAAAAAAAUAAAAAUCAUCCGAUACUUCAAAUUUUAGAAACAAGAACCUGGGAUAGAGUAGCACAAGAAUUUGCCAAAAAACAAAAGCUAAGAUUUGCCAUGAGUAUUUAA